AUUUUUAAUAGCCACUUGCGAUGUUAUCAGAAUUACGUAUAUUCGUAUAGGUACAGAGUAAUACUCGUUCGAUGGAACCAGUCAUACCGGAUAACUUUUUUUUUUCUUCUUUUUCAUAAGGAAAAAAAUAUGGAUAAAUUCUGAGAGAACGUGCAUGUUACAAGUUACAUGAUGUAUAUACAUAUAAUAUAUAUACAUAUAUAUAUAUUCUGGCUUUGUGUAACCAAGUCGAGAGUCACUCUUCAACAAUUGUGAAAGGUUUAACCUCGGAGGUAGUAAAGCACCUUCGCAAAUGACGAUAAUAUCAACCCAUCGAAUUUGUUUCCAACCUUUCACGAAUAAUAGAAAUGAUAAAAAAACGAAGGCCUACAUGCUAGUCCAAAAAAGAAAAAAAAAGAAGAAGAAAAAAAGAAAAAAAAAUAGAUUCAAAUCGUUUCUUUUAGUAAAGUAAAUCCAUCAAGAAUUAUUUUUUUAAUCGACGAUUCUGCAAAUAUGACGAAGUUCAACAAGUUUUUCUUAUAUAUUAACAAAAAGAGAAGAAGACAUUAUAUAAUAUACUUGUAGUAUGUUCACAUAAUUAACAAGACAAAAUGAUCAUUGAAAAUAAAGCUAGAUAGCCUUUUCGUAAAUGCAUGAAACGUGAUAAAAAGCGGUUCAUCAUCCCAUAUGUCGCUUGACCGUACCGGUUUCGAAGUUGAAAAACAGAAAACAACAACUUCUUUGACUUUACGCUAGAAAUCGUCAUUGUUUUCUCAUUAUCAUCAUCAUCAUCAUUAUCAUCAUCAUCAUCAUCAUCAUCAUCAUCAUCAUCAUCAUCAUCAUCAUCAUCAUCAUCAUCAUCAUUAUCAUCAUCAUCGUCUUCGUCGUCGUCGUCGUCGUCGUCGUUGUCAUCGUCGAAUGUCUUGAUUAUACCAUAACGAACUUGGUACUUGGAGGAUGAAACUAGAAAAGAAAAAAAGAAGGUAGGGGAAGAUAGGAUAUGUUGAGACACUCUCUUGUCGUUGGUCUCUACCUGGAUAAACCUGGAAAGAACUCGAGAGCCCGUUCAGCGCUGCCUGGCAACGAGUUCGCCUCCGUACGGCGAAACGACGGCAAGCGGAUAAACGAACGGUGCUUCCAGGAGAUCAGCCGAGCAGGAGUCCUUUCACGUAGCCCCUUCUUUUUGCGGUUAUCUAACGAUACGUGCGCGUUUGUUCGGUCAGCUGGUUUGCGGAAUUGUUAGUGUAUAGGAUAUAGGAGGUAGUGGUGAGAACGUAGUAGACAGGCAUGGAUAUUUCUUGGAUAGUGGCUUUAGUCGUUAUAUGUAGAACGUAUCUAAUCUAAUAAAUAAGAAUGGCAAGGCAGCAGACAGCCGAUCGAAAUAUACCUCAUUUACGUGACAUUUUCGGUUUUGGUAACAAAUGGGAAAAUGCACGUAUGCAAGCCGAAGAAAAAGCUGCUGGACAUGACAGCGCGGUUUCCAUAGGUUCAACUUCUGGUGAAGAAGAAAGUCCGAAGAAUAGUAAGAAGAAGAAGACAAGAAGACGGGACAACAGUAAGACCCUUACCGAGAGCGAUGUCAAACAUUUGGAAAGACAUCUUUCAAUGAAGAAGACGAUACGUAAGAAGAUAAUGCGUGACCUUCAACAAGCCUUCGUUGAAGAUCCUAAUGAGUUCCGCGUUGAUGACAUACCACCGGAACAACUCAAAGCUGAAAUCAAUAUUCAGAGUCUCAGUUUCGGUACGCCAUCUCAAAAACAGGGACGCACGCGUGGCAAUGCCGAGAGCACGUUUCUUGAUAUGCUUAGAGCAGGUGGCGGUUUAGAAAAAAAUGGUACAGACGGUGAUAGGGAUUCUGGACACGGUGGUUCGCCAACAAGAGAAACACCUAGUGCCCAAGAUACCGAUGAUGAAUGUAGCUAUAGCUAUGACACUCCAACAGCGAUGCCUCCGAAAAAGAGCGGCAACUUUUGGAGACGUUUUACUAUGAAAAAUCGUAAUAAACGAUAAGGAUGAAUCGUGUGAUGAUUUCAUUCGAGAGUUUCGUUGACCAAACGCGAGGACACAAACUCUAUAUCGAUAUUUAUUAAUUUCCACCCUUUAUAUUACCAUCGUACCAAUGUAGUUCAAGCAGAGAUUUGCAACUGUGAUAUGCAUUAAAAUCCAGUCCUACCCCUUUCGGAGAAAGAUUCCUCAUCCUCAUUCUUCUCUUCUCUUCUCUUCUCUUCUCUUCUCUCUUUCCUCUUCUCUCUCUCUCUCUUCCUCCCUCCCUCUCUCCCUUCUUCCCUCUCUCCCUUUCUUCCCCCCUUCUUUCCUCUCUCCCUUUCUCCCUCCCUUCUUUCCUCUCUCCCUCUCUCUCUCCCUCUCUUUCUCUCUCCCUUUUCUUAGUUUUCAUUGUAAGAUUUUAAGAAGUUUCCAAAGAAGCUUUAUCAUAAAAAGCAUCGAGUUAGAGACCAAGUCUAUUUUAAGAGAUUAAAAUACCCAUGAGUACACGCACAAAAUAAUAUGAAUAGUAUAAUUUGAAUAGUAUAAGCAUAUCAAGGAACAUUGUAAGACAUUCGUUAUUCGAUAUCUCUCAAAUUCUCAUGUCAAUGACAAUCACAUAUUAUUAUGCAUAAUUGAAGAAUAAUAUAACAAUAAAUCAUAUCUAGUAAUAAAAUGUAACAUACAAAAGUUUCAAACAUUUUCUAUUUGUAUACAAUAUACAUACAUCAAAUCUAUUCUUUAGAAGAAAAAACUUGAAGGACCAUUCUACACACUUUGUAUUUUAUAUAUUGUAUAAUAUGGAAACUUCUUAAUGAUCUGUAUACAUGCAUAAUCAAUUGUAUUUGUAAUAAUAAUAAGCACAUGCAUUUUCCGAUGUUUACUUCUAUUAACAAAUAAGAGGAGAGUGACGAAUGUGAAAUAUAGUUUUAGCUUCUAAGAAUAGAUAGUUUUCUUAAUGUGUCUAAACUAAAGUGAAAAUGUGAAUUUUGAAAAAUAUAUGUAUAAAUAUAUUUGACAUAAGCACGA
Molecule: messenger RNA, 2991 nt
Organism: Vespa velutina
Lineage: Eukaryota; Metazoa; Arthropoda; Insecta; Hymenoptera; Vespidae
Exons: 3
Coding region: 1333-1989 (218 amino acids)
Source: RefSeq, a predicted model, not a curated record